Molecule: messenger RNA, 600 nt
Organism: Symbiodinium sp. CCMP2592
Lineage: Eukaryota; Dinophyceae; Suessiales; Symbiodiniaceae
Source: the annotation of a GenBank genome assembly
AUCAGCGACUUCCCAGAGAAGAGGCAGAAGGAGUUGCUGGAGGGUUUGCUCCAGGAAUCCGAGGAUUUCUGGGGGCACGAGAGGAACCUGGUGAAGCACAAGAUGCCCGAGCUCUGCCGGUACUUUUACCGGACCUUGGUGGGAAGCAAAGAUGCAACCCGAUCGACCGAGUCAGGCACCUUCGAAAUGAGUGCUAGCCUAGCAGCGAAGGAGAUGAAAAGCCUGCAGAACACCAAGGGUGAGGUGAAGUUGGAGCACCCCGAGCGGGCCGAGCUGAGCAACUUGAGCAAAGUGGCCAACAAUGCAGCCAAGAGCUUGGAUGCCAAGCAUGGAGAGUUGAGCUCGGAAUGCAUUGCUCUCGAGAAUUGCCCCAAGCUCGCUAGCAAAGCGCCGGAGGUCCGGGUUACCCUGGAUGCUCUGAAGAAGUUUGUGGAGGAUCUUCGAAAGAUCCAGGUCCUGCUGGAUCGCAAGCUUCCCACGAUGGACGAGGCAGCCUGCAAGAACGAGAAAGCCGACAUGGAGCAGUGGAAUCGCAAUGCCAAUGAGCAUCUUGACAAUGUGAAGUUGCUGCUGAAGAAGGUUAAGGGCUGGCAGGCCUAG